AUGGAACCAUAUUCGAGUGAUUUACUUUGGUUGGUGGUAUGUGGAUUUAUUGUAGCAUUUAUUUUGGCGUUCGGUAUAGGCGCUAAUGACGUAGCAAAUUCUUUCGGCACAAGUGUCGGCUCUAAAGUGCUCACACUCACACAAGCAUGCAUACUUGCAACUAUUUUCGAGAUCGCAGGCGCUGUUCUUAUAGGAUACAAAGUGUCAGAUACUAUGCGUAAAGGUAUAUUAGACGUUUCGUUGUACGCUGACGGAGGGGAAAGGUUGCUCGCGGCUGGUUGCCUUGCGGCUCUGAUUUCUGGAGCCACAUGGUUAAUCCUGGCAACAGCGUUGCGUCUCCCAGUCUCGGGCACACAUUCGGUUGUAGGAGCGACUGUUGGUUUCACACUGACGGCUAAAGGUCCGAUCGGUGUCCGGUGGUCAACCCUCGGGGCCAUUGUGUUGUCAUGGUUUAUUUCUCCAGCACUUAGUGGAGCAGUAUCAGCACUGUUAUUUUGGUUGGUCCGAAGGUUUAUACUUCGCGCUUCGCAGCCAGUGAGUGCGGGACUGCAGGCGUUACCAUUCUUUUAUGGAGCCACUAUAGCUGUUAAUGUACUCAGUGUAGUUCACGAUGGUCCCAAAUUGCUGGCUAUGGAUAAAAUCCCGCUAUGGCUAGCGUUGGUGUGUUCUCUGGCCCUCGGCGCUGUGGGAGCAGUAUGCGUUCGCUUCUUUCUUGUACCCUACUUUCGACGCAAUCUCGUCCCGCCUCCUGUUAAUUUUACUCUCGGUCCAUCAAAUGAAACGACGCCAGCUAAUACUCCAACACACGGUAAAAACAAUGCACCUCAACGUCCAACAUCCUUACUUUCUGAAGAUGGAAAACUUCUAGAAGCCAUCGCCGAGAGCGCCGAAAUGGUAACACUGAGCGAUGCAGACAAAUGUACAGCCGGGGUUAAAGAAAUCAAUGCAAGAAACCGAGCUCUACUAGCUACGAUGGAUGACUGUAGCAUAUUAUCUAGAAGCUUAAGCCCCCCCAAUAAGUCACGGUUGCAGUUGAUCGAUGCCGAUCCUCAAAUAAACACAUUAAAAUAUAUAGAUGAGACGUUGAGUUGUUGCAAGAGUUUAGAUUCAGCCCAACUAGUUGGGAUGGGAGAGAGCUAUGAUUCAAAAAACGGUUUUCUAGGCGAUUCGUGUGAUACGAUAGCACGCGGUGAAUUGGGGCGUCUGUCCGCUUUGAGAGCUGCACCUGCUAUGGUAGAGUUCGAAACUCCUCCACCAAGAUUAGACAAGGCUCCGGAUACGGGCAGCGCGUGGAGCGUCGAGUGCGCGUCCCGGGGCGCGCGGCUGGCGGCCAUGACGCCCAACUCCAGCGCCGCGCCGCUGCUGCGCGCCACCAGCCCCGCGCCGCCCGCGCCGCCGCCGCCGCCACCCCCCGACGCGCUGCGCCUCUUCUCCUUCCUGCAGGUGCUCACCGCCACCUUCGGGGCUUUCGCGCACGGCGGCAACGACGUCAGCAAUGCCAUCGGUCCACUAGUGGCGCUAUGGUUGCUGUACUCGGAAGGCGGUGCACACGCUCGCGCUGAAACGCCGCUCGCCAUACUUGUGUUUGGAGGAGUGGGCAUCGCGCUCGGUCUGUGGUUGUGGGGCCGCCGCGUUAUCCGCACAGUAGGCGAGGACCUCACCAGCAUCACGCCCGACACUGGGUUCACAAUCGAGCUGGGCGCAGCUCUCACCGUGCUGGUGGCCAGCAAGGCGGGGCUGCCUAUUUCUACAACACAUUGCAAAGUGGGCUCCGUCGUAUGCGUCGGCUACUUCUCCGAGAAGACCGUCGACUGGAGUCUUUUUAGAAACAUAAUAUUCGCGUGGUUGGUGACCGUUCCAGCCGUCGCGGGUACUGCGGCACUCGUUAUGUUAGCUCUAGAAGCUUUAGUUGUUUAAACACAACAUUUGUUACUCUGAUUGAAGUUAUAAAUAAUAUACUGUAAUGACUUUCG
Melitaea cinxia (Glanville fritillary) is the source of this 1973-nucleotide messenger RNA. RefSeq names its product sodium-dependent phosphate transporter 1 (gene NaPi-III). Gene Ontology annotation, molecular function: phosphate transmembrane transporter activity. The transcript has 9 exons. Gene Ontology annotation, biological process: phosphate ion transmembrane transport. The record is from RefSeq and is a predicted model, not a curated record. Gene Ontology annotation, cellular component: membrane. NCBI's taxonomy places the organism in Eukaryota, Metazoa, Arthropoda, Insecta, Lepidoptera, Nymphalidae. The coding region runs from base 1 to 1917 and encodes 638 amino acids.